Messenger RNA from Symbiodinium pilosum, 2070 nucleotides. The record is from the annotation of a GenBank genome assembly. NCBI's taxonomy places the organism in Eukaryota, Dinophyceae, Suessiales, Symbiodiniaceae.
GCCAACCAGCACUGGUUCUUGCUCACUGUUGAUCUUAGGCAAGGUCAGGCCACCCACUGGGACCCUUUUCCUGACCGCACGAGUGAGAUGGCCAAGUGCCUCUUGGAUGCGCUGGGCCACAUCCUAGAGGUUGCAGAAAUGCCGUUACAGGCCAGACAUGUGAGCGCCUUGGGCGACUCGUGCUGUGGCGCAGUUGCGCUUUGCCAUCUCAUGCUCGCCAUGGGUAUGAUUCACAUUGGGUCCAAGGACCUUGUCAACUGGAUCCAAGUCUCUGCGUUUGGUCUGUCGGAAGGCCCUGUGCUUCACAUUGGAGCGGGAGGGCUCAGCGCAGAUAACAAAACCGCGCUGUCAGAACUACUUGUUGCCAAAGGUGUGCCAGAGGACAAGGUCAACGAACGGGUGGCAGAUGCCAUGUCCAAGGUAGGUCUCCGCAAAAUUGAGGAGGGUCUUCGCGCACAAAGGCCCUGGGCUGCGUUAAAAGCUGUUGCAACAGGGGCGGCGAAGCCCUUCCGCUGGCUCAAGGCAGAUGAGCUCGAGGCCCAGAUUCGUAAGAAGGCCGACAAUAAGUUCGGAACAGCAGCAGGUGAGGCACGCACCAUGAAGCGUGCAAUGAAACAAACAGCUCCCAAACAAGCAGCGCCGCAGCUGGACCCUAGGCAGCUUGUACUGAUUGAGGGAACAUUUGUCACGGAUGAUGGCACCGCAGUUCCAGGCGUCAGCCUAGAAAAUGUCACGGUCAACGCGCAUGGCAUCGCUGUCUGCAGCCCGGCGCAAGCACAACCAUUUAUGGACGAGGAUGCUUCCAUUAGUGUAGAGCCGCUUGCAAUCAUCUCCACUGCCCCACUCACAGGCGUAGAAGCCACCAAGCGCAGCAAGCAGGAUGUCAGGUUUCCAGCAGUGUGUGGCCCCACCUCGGAGCCUAUCUUGGUGGCGGGGACGCUAGUGCAGCUUGGCGACUCCCAUGUCAAGCAGGCGGAAAGCCAAGCCAAAGCAGACCAGGUGCGCACUGGGGUCGUCAAGGUCACUGUCUAUAAAGACCACAUAGACGAGUCGCCUGACACAGUUGUACAUGAGGUCUGGGCACGGAAAUUCCAGAAAGAGGAUGGCACACGAGCCACCCAAGAGCUCGCUACAGCCUUUCACGUCUUCCUCAGGGCGCCAACGUCCGCUGUGGACGGGCUGCAGCAAUGCUCGGCGGCAGGGGUCUACAUAGAGCCUGACUCACGCCCUGACUAUGCCGUGAUCUGGCUUCCAGGCAUGGACUUCCAAUCGGCCAUGCACAGCAAGACCAAGACAGACAAGGUGUUGGCCCUUACCCAGCUCGGUCAGAAGUACGGGGGCGAUUCGGUGGGCGCCGCCUGGGAAGUCGGCACCGAACAGCAUCCUCCUUCAGCAGCUCUGGCCUCCAGCACUGGAUUUGUCUUGCCCAUGCAAAUCAGCACAGGACCUGCUCCACUUGUCAAGACGGCCAUUUUGGCAUCAGCCAAAACCCGCAAGCACACGCAAGGUGGCCAGUCGUUCGCCGCAGGUUCCAACGACGAUCCGUGGGCACAGGGCCAGGAUCCAUGGUCGCUUUAUAGGGCAGCACCCUCGGAAAAGCCUCGCCACACAGCCGAAGCAGCCACGAAAAUUCAGGAAGUCCAUAAGCAACUGCAGCAGGAAGUCGCCACAGCUGUCAAAGCCUUACUUGCGGAGCAAAGUCAGGCGGGGACGGACACGGAGGCCCGCUUUCAGAAGUUGGAGAGCAGUGUUGCUGAACUCCAGGCACAUGGACGCAAGUUUGAAAAUUGGUUCUCUGAAGCCAGCAAGCGCAUGGAGCAGCAAUCUCUUGAGGUAGGUGCAAUCAAGCAGGCUGUAGGUGCGCAGCAGCAAGAUAUUGCACAGCUCCCAGGCCAGGUUGCAUCCCAAGGAGAGAUGGUCCAAAACACGGUCAACCAGGCCGUGGUCACCAUGCGCUCGGACCUCAACUCCCAGUUGACUACACAGCUCAGCGCGCAGAUGGAGCAAAUCCAAGCCCUGCUCAAAAGCAAGCACCGUGCUAAUUCGCGCGAAGGUAGGAGCCGGUCUUGA